GAUGCGUUUUUUGUGUGCAGUGAAUUUUUUUUUGGUUUCCUAAACUAUAUAUGAGGUAGAUGAAUGUCUGCUGCUUCCUCUUGAAAACUGCGACGUUUGUUCUUAAUGCGAGUGUGAAAUGUCAGAGAAGGGAUCGUCAUCAGCUGCUAAAACUUUUCCCAAAGUCGGUACCACUUUUGUAGAAAUUUGUUUAUUUUUGUUGAUUAGAGGAAGAAAGUGACCUGAGACUAGUGACUAAAUAAGUCGGAAUCCGUAUGACUAAUGUGAAAUGAAGGAUCCAGUUUUAUGUUAAUCCUGCUCUCAGAUAUUGAAGCAGGGCGUUGAUGAAGGAUGUGCAGCAAUUAUGCAUGAAAAGUUACUGGUACCUACUUACAUUAAUAGUUUUUUACAUGCUACUGUGAUUAAUGAUGCAAGAAACAACACAACGUUUGUCAAUUUGUUGAAACCAUAAAAAUGGGCUUUUGUUUUACUUGUUCAAUGUUGGUCCAGCUUCCAUUUUAACAGUGGUUUUGUUUGGAAACGCGGCCUUGCAAACAAAAUCUUUACUUGCAAAGUACGUAGAACAAGUUGAAAGUUGCAGCCCGGAAAAUAAACAGUGGUAGAGUUAGCUAUGGCCGAUGGUGCUGGAGGUUGGAACUUGUCGGACUCGGACGGCGGUGACAUUCCCGGAGAGGAGGGUGGGGCUGCAGGACGUAUAUUUCAGCCUGACAGUAUUCGAGAUAUUCUGGAUACUGCGAUACAAUCGAAUGUGGAUUCAACUGAGGUCUCAGAUUUAGACCUGGAGGCACCCCUGUUUGCCACUGCCGGUUCCCAUGAGUACCCGCCGCUGAUGUUGCCUCGAGUGCGUGGCACCAAUUACUAUGAUUCUCUACCGUAUUUUCCUCCAUCGGCUCACAUGGAAUCAGCCCGCACCAGUUAUGGUCUGUUUGGACCGUCACAGUUUGGAUAUUUUCCUUCACAUCACCAACAUCAGCACCAUCAACAUCAGCACCACCACCACCAUCACCAUCCCGGCCACCCGUCGCAGGGAGGGUCACAAAACCGUUACUCCCCCUCGUAUCAUCCAUCUGUGCCGCCUGGCUCACGAGGAUCCGGUUCGCCGUUAGUAGCCACGCGCCAACCGGUUGACGUGGAAUCUGGUUCGAGGUCAAACGAUGGAACCAAUUCGGCGAUCCGUCCGCGCAAUUAUUCACGACCUCCUCGAUCUUCUGAAGAUCCUAGUUCUGAAUGGGCCAAGGCCAACUAUAACUUCCACCAUUACUCUAACGGAGGUAAUGGAAAUGGCCAUGGGGGAUUCACUCGCAAACGUCACCAUAAUUGCUAUAUGUGCAACCAGCCAAAGAAUCCCACAGAACCGGAAGGGCCUCCGAUUGACCAUAGAUCAAUUAAAAAGGAACCGCCACCGCCGAGUAGACCGUCUCGUAAUCAAAUUAAAGUUGAACCGGAUGUUGCUACCGAACCAAGACCUAAUCGUGAUUAUCACUCUCCACACCCAGUUGCAACUGUUAAAAAAGAGGAAAAAGCAUCUCCUCCACCGAAAGUGGAGCAAGCUGAAACGACAAGGGAACCGACUAGUUCAGUAAAACCAAAAAUUAAGCAAGAAGGCCCAUGUUCAUGUGAUUUCUGCUUUCCUGCUCUGGGCGAAGACCGAAAACCUACAAAGAACCUUUGCACCAAUUGCCAUCAAAAUCAUCAGCCCACCGUCAAAUCGGAACCGGCGAUUAAUAAUCCGCCUUCGGAAGAGAUGGCUAAGGUGAAAAAAGAGCAUGCUAAUGCGAAGGAAAAGGAAAAGCAAACUCCUACAGCACUGCCUGCUGUACCCUCAGAAGAACCUAUGCCAGGGCCAAGUGGUUUAAACCGACACCUACAAGAGUUGCAGAAGGGCAACGACGAAAGUUAUUUUAGAAAACGAGGGAAUCGUCGCCCUCAUUUUUUUACUCGUUAUUCGCUCGAAGUCGAUGACGACGAUUUCGACAGCGAUGACAGCAGUGAUAUCGAUACCGAUGAUGAAGCUGUUUUUCCAAGUGAUUCAAACAAUACAGGCAACAAUGAAGAUUGCGAUAUCAGUGGUUUGUCUGGUAUUGAAGUAGAAACAAUCAACACCACAGAUAUAAUAAAAGAAGCUGAAGCAGACAGUCAGAUGUCAUCUGGAGGCAAUUUGAAUACUUGUCAGCUGGUGAUUAAUACUAGCUCCAGUAGUGUGGAGGAGACCGGUAAUGUUAGCGGAGAAGCCACAUCUAGCGAGCGGAAGGAACAAAAGGAUCGCUCAAACGAACAGUUGCAUGGCGAGCAGGACUCUCAGAGUGAUCAGCAACACAAAAGUGACGUCCUGUCAGCUCCGGACCUGCAGUUGGACUGGGUUACCGAUACGAGCAGUAUCAGUGAUGAAAGUGAUGUGGUACUAAUUGAUCACCAGCCAGAGGAUGGCCGCGAACCAAUCGACCUGACUAAUUCAGAUGAGGAACUUGAAAGAAACUAUAGAAAUCGUGACCAUGAUCAUAGCCAAAGUUUCGGAUUUUCAUCGCCAACGUUGCAGCAGUAUGAGGUGCGCCAGUUUAGACGCAGCGCUGGGCCUUGCCAGGUGGGUGGUGGCGGUCACAAUCAAGCUUUCAUACAAUGCGGCACCGGGGCGAGCGGAGGGCGAAAUUCAACCAUGCCUCGGACGGGCGAGUCAAGAUCACCGUCCUCACAUCUGAUGUGGUCUUUGGAUCCAAGUCACCGACCAUUUCGGUCGCAGCGACACUUUCGCUCGUUUCCCCACUGGCAUCCGGAUAGCGCCAAUAGCUCACCCAAUGCUAGCCGGCGAAUGAAUAGCUGGAAUUCUGGUGGUCGAAUGCCCAGACAGGAUCCCAGUAUGAUGCGACCAACACCUCUGCAGUCGACAACCUACCCAAUGUGUCCAGCGGCUGAAAUGCAUCAUCCUAUGGCGGACAAUGACGAUGGAGCUUGCGGUGCAGUUGGUGGAGGUAACGGCCAAAACAACAGUAACGGUAAUACCUGUGGAGGAGCGAUUAUUGAUAACAUUAUUAGCGGUAGCUUUAGUAGGAUCAAUCCGUCUGCACCCUGGCAUGGUCCUCCUGGUGCCACAAGCAGCAGUGCUGGGCAAGGAAAUGGUAGUUCCAAUCCUUACAUCGGAAACCGACACGGUUUUCAUCAUAGAGGAGCUAAUAACUGUGCAACCGCCAAUGAUGGCAAUGAUGAAAGGUUUCUUAAUGCACAUGAAAUGGUUGAAACUCCCAUCGAUUAUUCCAAUCGACUUGAACCGAAUGCCCCGGAAUAUGAGGGUUCUAAUAACCGAGGCAUGCGCUAUAAUAAUGGAAGUGAUUUACCUGGUUAUGAAUCUGGCAGACAAGCCCCGCCUCCUACUGGUCCGGGCGAAUCGCGUGGUUAUCGGGGCUAUGGGUAUCCCAAUCGUAACCGUUAUUUGCAUACGGGAGGAGUCCGGCCUCCGUAUGCAGUUCAUGAGAAUCUCUGGCACAGACAACAUAAUAUGCAAGAACUACAUCGUCGUACGAUGAUGUUGAGAGAUGUGGUAAAUGAUUACAGGGAGCGCAAUUCUCCACAUCACAGCGGUCUACGAACACGAAAUAAUCUCAUCAAUUCAUCAUACAACGGCAUGGCGGGUUCUAGCCAACCACACUCCGGGGCUACUGGAUCAACUGGUCAUGAAAAUCGUGGGGAGUUAUUCGAUGAUGGCUCUACCUAUUGGUCGGAUCGCAACUAUAAUCAACAUUCUUCGAACCAUAACUAUCAACAAGAUUUGCGUGUUUUCAAUCAUCGACCGAGGCGUGUAUCCUAUCACACUACCGUGUAUCCGCCAUUGAGGCGAAACGAUCACCAGCACGUACUUCAUCAUAUGUAUCAUCAUUUUACUCCUCAGGCAAUAUUAAACAACGCACCACAGGUCCAUUUCAGUAUAGGGCUUCGUCCAAGCCUAUUAUCUAGCUUGAACCGGUUUGUUCGUGUGAUUGAAGAUACCUGUUCGAACCGAGGAGCAACCCAGGAAAUGAUCGAACACAACACGUUUCCGCACAAAUAUAAACGUCUGCGUCGUGCCAGCGAAACUGAUGAGGACAGCGAAAAGUGCACAAUCUGCCUAUCCCAAUUCGAGAUUGAUAAUGAUGUGAGACGUCUUCCGUGCAUGCAUUUAUUCCACAAGGACUGCGUCGACCAGUGGUUGGUGACUAAUAAACACUGUCCCAUUUGCCGCGUCGAUAUUGAGGUUCACCUUACCAAAGACUACAGCAUAUGACAGCCGGAAGGGGACCAAAAUCGACAGCCACCGGGCAGGGCUCAUGUCGAGCUAGUCGGCAUUGAUCUGGAUCGCCGCCGUCAGCAGCACAUCCGGGGUCAAGGGGACGAUCAACGUGGCGAUGAGAGCGGUAUGCUGUUUUGUUUUUUUCGUUGAACUAAUUUUUGCGGUCAAUGUGUAGUAGGGUACAAGCAAGAGAGAAAACGCAAACUGAGAGUCAACAAACUGGAUCAGUAAACGUGCAUUCUACAAGGAUGCUUUUUUCAUGGUGAUAAAAUUUUUUUUUUCUCGGAGCCAAUCUUGGUUUUGUCCGUGUGUUUAUUUAGACAAAAUUUCAUUUCAUAUUUAGGUUUGCGUUCAAAGAAGAAAGGCUUGUGAACGAUAUAUUGGCAUAUUUUGUAUUUUUAUGUAUUUUAAGAUUUAUUUUGAUGUAGCAAUCAGUCAAUGCUAACAAUAUAACAAUAGACAGUAAUCAAAGAAACUGUGGCAAAUUACGCCAUACUUUAAAUCCUGUUAUAAAUAACCAAGAUAUAUGCGGCGCUGCGAAUAAAUUUUUUUCUCGUUAUGAAACAUUAUUUUGUUCCAA
Molecule: messenger RNA, 4838 nt
Organism: Sabethes cyaneus
Lineage: Eukaryota; Metazoa; Arthropoda; Insecta; Diptera; Culicidae
Exons: 7
Coding region: 611-4252 (1213 amino acids)
Cellular component (GO): nucleoplasm
Source: RefSeq, a predicted model, not a curated record